Messenger RNA from Nematocida homosporus, 1979 nucleotides. RefSeq lists its product as uncharacterized. NCBI's taxonomy places the organism in Eukaryota, Fungi, Microsporidia. The annotation marks the transcript as partial. The record is from RefSeq and is a predicted model, not a curated record. The transcript has a single exon.
CAGCUAGACAGAAGCCGGGCAAGUACCUGUUUAAUAUCAGCAUAUUAAACUACUAUACGAAUGUCCGCUCAAUCUCUAAUGCGCUCUCUCAGAUAAAUGAGCUUCUAAAGCAAAAGCCUCAAAGAUUGCCGGUCCAGCAUGUUUAUUUAAGUGAUCUAAAUUGUGAUUGUGACGAUGACUAUUCUUUGCUUUUUGAAUUUCUUGCGUACUUGCCAGAUACUGCAGAAAUUAUCAUUAUCGAUACGCACAUCAACCCGGAGAUAUUACAAACGCCGUUUCACCUUAAAGUUAACGGAAUCCGGUUUAGUGGAUGCUCUUUUGAGACGACCAUUGUCUUUCUGCGAAGCUGUUUGUUUACUAAUAAGGAUUUAGUUAUCUAUUGUGAUGGUAAUUAUGAUAAGUGGCUUAGGCUACUAGAGAAGCACCCUGAUAUUAGCCAGGGGUUAAAGGAUCGGAUUAGUUGGUUUUUGUCUGAUUACAUUACAAGCAUAUACUUUCGAAAGUCUCUUCUAAACAAUAGCGACACGAAAUAUAGAUCAAUAUGGACUCAAUCAAUAUAUCCGACUAACCCACUCCCUUUGAAUGUUUUAAUUGAGAUCAUGUCUGUGUUUGAUGCCGCUCCCUCACUUGUCGCCUUUAAAGCAAUGUGUCAUUUAGAUGAGAUCCUAUCCGCUAUUCAUUGUAGUUUCUCGCGCUUCAAAAUCGGUAAUGCCUCUGAUGCCUACGAACAAUUAACCAAUGAUACUAAACGUCUUCAAAAUAUCUCACAAGAAAAUAAACCUCCUAUUCUAGUGAGUUGGUGUGACAUAACCUUAAGCCAAAGGUCUCCUAAUAAGUCCGAUCCUCUUUUUGUCGAAUGCAUUCGCCCGAUUAAUAUCAACAACAAUAACCAUGCUUUGUUGCAGAUAGCUUUUUCCAAGUAUCCAAUUAAUACAUUUCUGGCCUGGGCCGUACAUCGCUUGCAUAAACUAAGAGGCGUUUCAGUGACCUGUUCACAACUUCUUACUGCUGAUCCUUCGGCACAUCCCUCCGACGACAACAACUCUGAUGUUGCUAUUACUAACCCAACACCAACCCAAAUCUCAAGUAAUUCGAAGAAUUCGUGCAAUCAGAAAAAUGCUAAACUCCCUGAUGUCUAUACUGUGGUGUUAGUUCGCGAUGGGAACCCAGUUGAAUGCUGGGGGGCUAUGCUUCAAAGACUCCAUAACUCAGACGUUACUUUUCACUUUGUUAACUAUGCAUAUACCAAAGCAUAUGGCAUACCCAAAGGUUCUCGCUUCAUCCCUUCCUAUCCUUUCUGCUUAUCACGGUCAUUUUUCAAUUCGCUCCAAGCAGCUACAUUCCAAGCAACUCCUCCUCUUGAGACCGUUUAUAUGAGGCUGAUAUCAAGGCUGGUUCAUAUGGUGGCAGACCAGCAAAUGUGGCGGCGUUGUACACAGUGCGCCACUUCCUAUAAUAUUAUCUCGUGUAGCAAUACCAAUACACAUUUCUCAAACGAUAUAGCUAUUCUGGUUAUUAAUAAGGAUAUAGCUCUUUGUACUUAUUGUCUGAUAAGCUUCAACUACUAUCGAUAUAAUAUCUAUCUCCAGCCUGUUGUCUGGUACAGUUUAGUCCCUGGAAAAGAUAGUGUGUGCAACCCUAACAAUAUGUCUAACCCAGCCGGCCAUAUCCCUAAAAGCCCAGAACAAGAGGUACCUCUUGUAACUAACCCCCGCCCCAUCCUAGUGUCUUUUUACAGUCUACAGCAUAUCAUACUACAGGCAUAUAAACAUGUAUUCACAAGACAUUUGAAGAAUGUUGUUGUGGUUGAUUUAGAACUAAAUCGUCACGUAUUAAGAACCAAGCGCAUGGGCACUAGUGAGGAUAUCCCGCUUUCCACAAAGAAAGUUCUAUGCAGUAUGACAGAGCUAGCAUGUUCCCCACUCUCCAGCAAUUCUUCUACCUCGACCCCACCGCCCUUGCAGGAUCCCCAUAUCUAA